Messenger RNA from Engraulis encrasicolus (European anchovy), 4047 nucleotides. RefSeq names its product RFNG O-fucosylpeptide 3-beta-N-acetylglucosaminyltransferase (gene rfng). NCBI's taxonomy places the organism in Eukaryota, Metazoa, Chordata, Actinopteri, Clupeiformes, Engraulidae. Bases 779 to 1993 code for a protein of 404 amino acids. Gene Ontology annotation, biological process: regulation of Notch signaling pathway. The record is from RefSeq and is a predicted model, not a curated record. Gene Ontology annotation, molecular function: O-fucosylpeptide 3-beta-N-acetylglucosaminyltransferase activity. Gene Ontology annotation, cellular component: membrane. The transcript has 9 exons.
ACUCAAGUGUGUAAACAAACACAUGAUGUCUCCGUAUCUGAAUAGUCUCGGUGAAAGACCGUUUUCUUUUUGUAUUUUUAUGUUUAAAAGUUGAUGGGGGAGAUGAUGUUUUGGAGGAGCUGCCUAUCAAUUGUGCUGCUCAAUUGACUGAAGUUGUACAACAGCGAGCUAAGUUGUUUCAACAUUUCAGAAGUAUUGCGCAAUACAACUGUCAUUUUAUCUUGUAUGACUACUUACAAGGCAGGACAUACAAAUCGACUUUAAUUGAUGGGAGUAUCCCCUCCUAAGUCCUUGUUGGUUUCAAGAUAAGUGGUCCAGAUUGUGGACAACAGCCAGUGUGUGUAAAACCAGCUGUUUCGAUUGGCAGCAGCCCCACGCGCUGCCCCCAGAGUGGCUCUUUACCGUGGGCUUCAGUGGUUAGCCCAUUUCGCCACAGCACAGCCUGUGACAUUAUAUUAACAUCUUAUUCGUAAAACCUCUCUCUAUUACAAUCUCGGUCUGGAGGGACGCGAACGUCCUGUUUCUCCAGUUUGUCAAGGUCAUUCAGUGAUUUGGUGAUGCUGAGGAUGGCUGGUGGACACAUGAGUGUCUGUGGCCCCCCUGGAGGCUAAACUUCAACCUGUCCCCUCACCUCACCUCUCCUCUCCUCACGCGGCCUCCUCCUCCUCCUCCUCCUCCUCCUCCUCCCGGCCCGAGAGGAAGGAAGGAAGGCAGGCCGGCUGGACGCAGCGCAGUGCAAAGCAACGCCAAGCCAAGCCAGCAGGUCAGGACAGGAAGGAUGCACCUGUCCCAUGUGGGCGUCAGCAAGCUCUGCUUCCUCGUCUCCCUGGCCCUGUGCGCCCUCCUCCUGCUGCUCAUCCCCACCCUGCAGGCCCCCCCUCGCCAGGGGGGAGACCGGCCCCCGCCUCCACCACGGCCCAAACCACAACCCCGUCAUGCCAACAAGCACGCGCCCGGCGGCAGCAGCGUUCAGCUGGGGCCCGAUGGGGGCGGCGGUGAUGGUGGUGGUGCCCCCCACCCGAAUAAGACUGGGCAGAGGGUCACCCUGGAGACCACUGUUGGCAGGGCCGCUGCUGCUGGCAGGCUGGACCCCCUUCCCCUCCACCAGGCACCGGGUGCCCUCCCGCCCCCCCAGAGGAAGUUCUCCUCCUCGGGGUCACGUUCCUCCAGAGACCCCCUGGAGCUGAGGGACGUUUUCAUCGCUGUCAAGACCACCAAGAAGUACCACAAGACCCGGCUGGAGCUGCUCUCCCAGACCUGGGUGUCACGCGCCAAGGAACAGACCUUCAUAUUCACCGAUGGCGAGGACAAGGAGCUGAAGAAAAGAACAGGCCUGAACCUGAUCAACACUAAUUGUUCUGCGGCCCACACACGCCAGGCCCUGUGCUGCAAGAUGUCCGUCGAGUACGACAAGUUCAUCGAGUCACAGAAAAAGUGGUUCUGCCAUGUGGACGAUGAUAACUACGUGAUCCUGCCCAGCCUGCUGCGACUGCUCUCCUCCUACUCCCACGUGCAGGACGUGUACCUGGGCCGGCCCAGCCUCGACCACCCCAUAGAGGCGGCCGAGCGGGUCAAGAGCGACGGAUCGGUGUCUGUGAAGUUCUGGUUUGCCACAGGUGGCGCUGGUUUCUGCAUCAGCAGGGGAUUGGCACUCAAGAUGAGCCCGUGGGCAAGCCUUGGCAACUUCAUCACCACGGCGGAGAAGAUCCGUCUCCCUGACGACUGCACCAUUGGCUACAUCAUCGAGGCGCUGCUGGAGGUCUCCAUGACGCACACCCACCUCUUCCACUCGCACCUGGAGAACCUCACGCGGCUGCCUAGCAACAGCGUCCUGGACCAGGUUACCCUGAGCUACGGAGGAUUUGAGAACCGGAGGAAUGUGGUGAGCGUCGGAGGCGUCUUCUCAUUGGCCCAAGACCCGUCACGGUUCAAGUCCAUCCACUGCCUGUUGUACCCAGAGACCGAGUGGUGCCCCAAAAGGACUCGUCCCUGACUUGGUGAUGCUGCAACAACUCCCAAAGGGAUCAUAUGGAGACCAGAGGGCCAAACCGACCUGCCAGUGUUUUAAGCCAGCAGUACACUACACACCUGGAGAGGUUUUCAGGCUGACCAGAACGUAGCCGGGGCCGGUGCCCGCACCAGAUACAUUUGUCACUUAAGUGCUUAUAUGCGAAUCGUCCGUAUUCAUACCGGGCUCUGAGCUUUUUCUGCACAUGACUGUAAUACCCGGAUGAACCUGCUGACGGCCACGUUGUCGUCACGGUUCACGGAGAAAAAACAAAGUAUUUUGCAGUUCGCAUUGUGAACCAACUUUCUAGUUCGCGAACGCUAAUUUCUGUGGCGUGAUCACGACGGUCGGUUCGCGAUUAGGUGCAGGAACGGGCUCCGGCACGGUUCUCAGUUUGCCUGAAUGUGCCUCUGGAGAGGUCUCCCGCCCAGUACAACCGGAGGCCUCUGCUCACCACUGUGUGGCUGUCUUGAGGAUCGGCUCCUGUGGUGCCAGUGAUCAUAUUGCAGUUGGCUAUUGACAUUACCUGAGGCUGUGAACACUCAUCGAACCCCUAAGAGCCAGAGAGAUCUUCAUGGCCCUGGAGCAGCCUUGAGUUGAAGAAGAGGAAGAUUGUGCACGUCCCUGCAUAAGGUGCAGGACACAAGGCUGACUGUAAUUUUCAGAGUGGGGAGUCCGCACACUCUCUCUCUGAUGAGGGCUGUUGAAGUCGAAACAUAAUCCAGCCAUGAAAUAAUUUUAAAAAACAACAAAAAGGAUUUUAAGUGUGCGGACUCCUCACUCCGAAAACGUGAAGCAGCCUUCCCAUUCGCUGAUGUGCGUGGACUCCACUCGUCAUGAACUGGCUCUAGCUCUGGCCUGCUCGAGUAGGGGCCUAAAGUUAGAGCUUGUGCUGAGCUUGUCAAGUAUCAGCAUUUUAUCAUUUCAGACUCGAAAAGGGCAAAAAAAUAAAAGCUGUGCUUUUGCUUUCACAUAAAUCUCUCUUAAUGAGGUACAAAUGCCAGAGUUUAUAUCUGGCGGUUUCUUCAAACAGGGUAAAGGCUUUAAUUUAUUUUUUACAAUCAGUCCCGAAACAGUUUUUUUUUUAUACACAAACUGGACAGACAUAAGAAGAAGUCCUUUUUGGAUUGUGUAUUGAGUAUAAUGAUCAGUGUUACUGAUGACAGGCCUGUUUAGUUGGCCUGUUCAUCUAAUGGCAGUUACUUCACCUUUUUUUUGUUGCCCCUCAUCCGUUAAAAAUCUGCGUGCUUGUGAAUCCAGAAUGGCGCAUGUCACCCAGUGUCCUGGCCACCACUAUUGCUAUGGAGAGACAAGAGUAAAUGGGCCUUGAAGCCUUUUAUGGCAGUGGAGCUAUUGAGUUCCAUUGAGCUUGGCAGAACAUUUUGAGAGGGAAAAACAUUGGGGCACUUUUUACAUUUUUAUUUUUGCAUGUGUGAGUAAUCCACAGCACUGAUUUAAUCUUUCAAUCGUCAUGCCAAGUCAUUUACUGGAUGAGGUGUGCAUAGUUCACUUCAGGUCAUUGGGCAAAUCGAGUUUAAAAGAAUUAAGAUGAAGGCUGCCUCAUGGCUGUCCAAAAAUCAUAUUUUUUGCCCAUGUCACGAACUGGUCAACCGAAAAAGAGAAUAACUUAACAAAAUUGUUCAUUCCAAGUUCCUGUCAGAAAGAACUGGGUUGUGAGUAAUGAUUAUGUUGGUACUUUUGAAAAUGUUGGGUCUUAAAAAAAAUAACUCCUUAAUAUUCCUGCCAAGUUUUGUGUGUACGUAUGUUGGUUCUUAUUUUUGACAGUGUUGUUGCAUUUUCCUGCUCCGUUGCAUUGCACAAGUGUAGAUCACUGCUGGUCAGUGGUAAGUUAAGUUGUAAACAUGCCAAAACCUACACUUGAUAUAUAUUUUUGUUAUUAUACUUAUUCAAGCACAUUGCUGAAACACUACCAAAGAAUGUUCCUGUUUAUUUCAAAUGUGUUCUGUGUUUUAUGUGUUAUGUUCAUGUGUGUGUGUGUGUGUGUGUGUAAAUAUGUGUGUGUGUGUGUGUGUGUGUGU